Messenger RNA from Melopsittacus undulatus (budgerigar), 3853 nucleotides. Its product is annotated as protein eva-1 homolog A. NCBI's taxonomy places the organism in Eukaryota, Metazoa, Chordata, Aves, Psittaciformes, Psittaculidae. The transcript is spliced from 3 exons. Gene Ontology annotation, molecular function: carbohydrate binding. Bases 2250 to 2813 code for a protein of 187 amino acids. The record is from RefSeq and is a predicted model, not a curated record.
UUAUUCUAUUUCCUAAAUACACCAUUAUUGCAUGGCAUGGUUUACAAGGGAUUCCCCGUACCUAGCAGAAGUGGUGUCUCUCUGUGCCUCUCCUGGCUGAUCUAGCACAUGCACAUGGAAGCCCACACUGCAAAUUUAGUUCAAACCUUAGUCCUAGUGAGUUCCUAAGAACGUAUUAACAGUGAGGGGCAGGUGGGUUGGCAUCUGUGCAGAAGCAGGCAUGUGAGAGAGCAUGGCAGAGGGGCCCCAUGUUCAUAUCCUAGCAGCUCUGGACUUCAAUGCAGAACUGUAGAAAACUCUCAAAUGCCUAGCAGGAGCCUGGAGCCACCUAACCCAGCAGUCCUCUGUAUGAUGAGAUAUAUGUUUAUGGAAUACAUAUGAAAUUAUGUCCUGGUGGUGCCCUUCAUUUUCAUUAAUUGUAAAGGGGUUUUGGAUUAACCACUUCAGAGCCAGAUCUUAGUAUGUGGACAACUCAGGCAGCAUUUGGUUGCCCCCAUAUGAAUAUGGUAUUUGAGAUGAUCUGGGGUGUUCACCUGGUUUCUAGAUGCUGCCCUAGAAGAGUGAGAGUUUCUCCUACACCCCUUCUCAUACCUGCCAUCUCUGCAUGGAUGUCCUCCUGACCCUGAUGCAUCUUACAUAUCUUUGUAUGAGCAAAUACAUCAAGAUUUAAGUGUCUGAUAUAGGGAGAGCUGAAUGACUCUCUAGGAUCUGUCAGCUAAUAGCAGGAUUCAGUUCAGGUGCAUAGUGCUACUUGAGAUGCUGUGAAGUAUCCAGGUUUUAGGUUCAUAUUUUAGAAAUGAAAAAUUUACCCCGUUUCUAUGGAUUUCUUUGCAGGAAGAGUCAUAGAGAAAAAUCCAGCCAUUUGUACAGACAUAGGUUUACCAGAUAGGGAGAAUAAAGGAAAGAUUAGAGGGCAUGUUGGUGCCUACAUCUGAAUUAAAAGAUUAUCCAAAACUUUGCUAUUGGUUUCCUGCUGAAUGUGCCCUUGAUCCUCUGUGUCCCAGUGCCUCCAUUCAUGUAACUGAUAUCUGUUCUUCUAAAGCAAGAGGUUCUUGGGAUAUUUUUCCCUUUUGGAUCUGCCACCCAGAGACCCAUGUUUAAAAACUUUGCUUCAGGGGCAGUCAUUAACACCUCGGUAGCUUGUAACCUGUGUCUUUCCCAAGGCAAUGCAGCUACUCAGUGGCAAAGAUACAGCCAUGCCCAUAAUUCCUUGAGGGUGAUCCCUUACAGUGACACCUGGACAUCCAUCCCUGCAGCUUCUCCUCCAAGCCAGAUUAGAAGUUGGCAUCACUGUGUGCACAUUCAUGAACUCGGUCCCUUUUCAUCCAGCAUUACCUGUUUGACACUCCUCAGUUUCUGUUGCUGCUUUCCUGGACUGAACCGCUUCCUAGCAUGCACAGUAGGAAGUUGAACGUGAUGUCUUAUGCUGCUGGGUUUGCAGGGAAAGGAGAUGGGUGAGGGAGUUAGUGAACACAGACCAUCUUGUGUUGUGGCUGCUGUCAGAUUGCCUUCGCUUGCAUGGCGCUGAUGGCAUCAUCAGAAAUGAAUCUGACAGUUCCCUGAAUGUAAUCCCUGCAGAUCAGUGGAAGCCAGGUGCCAGUCUGUGAUUUUACAGUGAGAUGCUUACUUUUGGCCAGAACCAGACACCAGGGAAGGGAGCCUCUAAAACUGUAAUAUCUGCAGUUAAACAAUCACAUGGGUGAUGGAGCUGGAUCCUGUGCACUGACUUUUUCAUGUGUUUAAAACAAUUAGUGUUUUGUGACUAGUGGGGGUGUCUGUCUGCAGAUCAAGGUGCAGGGAGCACUCAGCAGUGAGUUGAUAAGAUCUGAAAGGGUCUCUUUGAGCCUCCUGGAAUUAGCUGCCUCCUUAGCUCCAGUCUUCAACAAAUAAAAUCAAAUCAUUAACCCAUGUUCACUCACCUCUCAAAAGAGGAAAUGGUGUCUGGGUGAAACACAAUACGAGCAGGCUUCUGAAGGAAGUAAUAAACUCAGGUCUGCCCUUCCCUGCAAAGGCUGGAGAGGAAGCAUGUCUGUUUGCCAGGUGUGGAUGGGUAACUACAGUGGGACACUGGAAGAGGGUAGCAGGCUCUGCCUGUGUUUUCUAGUCCUGAUUACAAGCUAGCUGAACCCACUGGUGAUAAAGGCUCCUUUGAUUUACAUAAGAGAAGAGAAACCUGAUUAUAUAUUUGUUGUAGCGUAGGUGGGUGUGUCUAAGUGGUGACAUGAAAGAGCAGGAGACGGGAAGAGAAGAUGCUGCCUGGAUGCAGACCGGAGAAGAAGAAAGGGAGAUCAGCCACCUUCUACCCUCUAGACAACAGCCCCUUCCUGCUUCCUGUGGAUGAGACACAACUGCCAGCACUCAACAGCAGCAUGGAGCCUGUGGGUGUCAGCACAGAGAUGGCCCUGCUCAGCAACAUCCUAGCAGCGUAUGCCUUUAUUACAGAAAACCCUGAGCGGGCUGCUCUGUAUUUUGUCUCUGGAGUGUGCAUUGGACUUGUCUUGACCCUGCUGGCCCUGGUGCUAAGGGUGUCCUGCCGAACUGACUGCAAACGCUCCUCCACGAAGAAGCCUCCUCGGGAGCGGGAGAGUGACAGCGACAGCAGUGACAGCGAUGACGACUCGGACACCACUUCAGACCUGUCUGCCCGCAGGCACCGCAGGUUCGAGAGGACUUUGAACAUGAACGUCUUCACUUCAGCAGAGGAGCUGGAGCGAGCCCAGCGGCUGGAGGAGCGGGAGCGCAUCAUCCGGGAGAUCUGGAUGAAUGGCCAGCCGGACAUCCCUGGCACCAGGAGCCUCAACCGUUACUACUAAGCGAUGCGGAGUCCAACCAUCCUGCCUGGCACCCUGGGGCUCCUCCACACAAGCUAAAGGAGAGGGAGAGAAGGAAUAUUACAUAGGAGUCUCGUCUUUUCCUUUUGGGCGUGCUACUUGAGCAGUGUGGAUGGACAGAAAUAAAGCUUUCCUCAUCUCCUUCUCCCUGACAUACUGCAAUCAUCCCUCUUUACAGACAUUUUCUGGUUUCAAUAGAGGUGGUUGCCAGCUUCAUAUGUUUAUAGCAGGCAGGAAGGUGACAAUUACAGUCCUCCCAUGUGGGACAUGGAGUUUGGCAUGCUGCGGUACGAAUACUCCUUGGCUGGGAAGAGAAGUCAUCCAGGAUUUGGUGUUCAUUUAGGAUUUUUUUGUUUCCCUUUCCUGAGGACUGUGGGAGAAUUGUGAACAAAACGACAAAUCUGGAAAGGUGAUUUGGGAAGGGAAUGGGAGGUUCAUCCCGACUGAUUGUCUUGUGACUUCAGAAGCCACAAGAUUAACGUAAUUAAAACCCAACGGCAAAUAUGACUUGUUAAGAACUAGGGAACUGGGGGGAGGGGGAUUCUUCCAUCAUGAAAUCAUCUCGGUGCUUGGAUGUUUGCCAUAGUGUAUUCAGUUAUUUAUGGCUGUCUUUUCAUCUUCCUUUUCAAGGGGAACAUUUAGGUUUUUUUUACUGACACCUCAGGGAUAAAAUCCUAGUAUUUUUUUGAAUCUGUUCUCCCUGCUGGCCCCUGUCAAACACAACCCAACCCACCUCCAAUAGUGAAAUUAUGGUAAUACAGGAGAUGUGUCAGUGACUGGUGAGAAGUUAACAACCUCAAAGAGGUUGAAAAGGGUUUUCUUUUGGUUUUAAAUAUAUAUAUAUAUAUAUUUGAAGAUGCUGCACAGGAAUGUGCCUUAUUCUUUUUUCUUGUUGUUAAACUACAGUUUCCUAUGGAUAGCAAUGCACAAUGUUUUAUAUAUUUUAUUAAAAAAAUAAUAAUAAAAAAGUUCUAUGUUUACCAGAGAAAAAUGGAGACAGGAGAAGCCACAUUUGACAACAG